Austrofundulus limnaeus is the source of this 852-nucleotide messenger RNA. Its product is annotated as ankyrin repeat domain-containing protein 10. The record is from RefSeq and is a predicted model, not a curated record. Lineage: Eukaryota; Metazoa; Chordata; Actinopteri; Cyprinodontiformes; Rivulidae. Gene Ontology annotation, molecular function: protein binding.
CACUGAACGCAUCAUCAUCAUCCUCUCUUUGUUUGAAAGUGUCCUCCUCGGUGGGAGCAGAAGUCCGGCAGGUAAACGCUGGUUUUAACGGUCCGCUCAUGUCCGUGGCUCUGGAAGCAGACUCCCGUCGGGACGACGUGUUUCUGGGUCAGUUUCCGAUCCACCGRGCCUGUCGGGACGGAGACCUGCACGGUUUGAUGUGUCUGUCGGAGCAGCUGUCAAACCAGGCUCCUCUGACCGCGGAGGACUCGAGCUUCGGCUGGACUCCUCUCCACUGGGCUGCUCACUGCGGACAGCUGGAGUGCGUGGUGCAGCUGGUGCAGAUGGGCUGUGGGGUGAACACGGUGAGCAGCCGCUUCAAGCAGACGCCGGCGCACACGGCAGCGUUUGGAGGACACGCCCACUGCGUGGUGUGGCUGAGCCAGGCCGGCGCCGACAUCAACAGGCAGGACUGUGUCGGGGAGACCCCCAUCCACAAGGCGGCCCGCUCCGGCAGCCUGGAGUGUAUCCAGGUGCUGCUGAUAGCCGGGGCAGAACCACAUUUAAAGAACUCCAGUGGGCAGACAGCAGCAGACCUGGCUCAUGCUCAUGGCUUCCAUGAGUGUUUCUGCUUCAUCUCCAGCGCUCGGACUGGCCUGCAGCAGCUCAGGGGGCUCCAGCUGAACUCGGACCAGAACGGGGACUGUGGUGGUGCCCCCUGUGGUCAGGGUCUGGUCUACAGGAAAAGGCAGCUUCCUGUUAAAGAGGCCUGUCACAUGAAGAAACCCAGGAGAGCUGAAGCAGUGUUGGUGCAGCAGGUGGUCCAGACCAGCCCAGCUCAGGAGGACUACAUGAACAUGGACCUCAGCUCAG